This is a messenger RNA of Zonotrichia albicollis (white-throated sparrow), 1330 nucleotides long. The record is from RefSeq and is a predicted model, not a curated record. NCBI's taxonomy places the organism in Eukaryota, Metazoa, Chordata, Aves, Passeriformes, Passerellidae.
AAAGAAAAAAAAAAGGAUAAUAUCUGCUUUAUCAGGACAUGCUUCCUGUAUGCAAAGAGGACUGAGCCAAGCAGAGUGAACAUUAUCAUUUAUUUUCACUGAAGAGUAACUUAUUACUGAGUGUCAUUCUACUCAGCGUGCUCUUCUAAUACUGAUUAUGCCAAUAACCUGAGCAAACAAACUGGAAGUUGCUACAGCUCAUGCUUUGGCAAAAGGUCAUUCACCUUGUGCUGUAAAUGGUCCCACUAAAGAGGUGUGUUUUUCAGGGGCUGGAGUGUACCUCAGCUGCUGAACUGGCCUUCACACAUGACUCAGGAGCAGAGUGAAUCACAGCUGGUAGCAUACCCAGAGCAGCAGCACAGGGAGCCUUGUAUUACCACGGUGCUGGAGGAGAUGUCUUCGGAUGACAGGGCUUAAAGAAGAAAUGUAGCUUCCUCCCUGCUGGGAACUCCACGUUUCUGGCAUCUCCACGCUGAAGAAAUACUGUGAAGGUGUGAUCCAUCCCAUCUGCAUACACAAAUAUGAAGUUCUUCUGGAUAAUCCCAUUUUUCCUGCUACAAGCUGAGGCAGAGCACAAGUACCUCCCAACCACCCUGGCCAGCACACACAUGGAUGAGCACACAGCAGGCAACAUUACCCUUCCACUGGGCUUGGAACUGGAAGAGCUGGAGGAGCUGCUCUGGUUCUUCCGCAGAGAAGACCCCUCAACAUGGAAUUACUCUGUUCUUGCGCUGUCCCUCGCGACCAUGAUUUUGGGUCUCGUUCUUCUGACCAUUAACAUUGUGCGGAACAGGUGAGACGGGAAAAUUUGAGAAUCUUUUGGUGUGUGGUGGUGCCCUGAAAGCCUCCGAGGCAAAAAGCCACGGGGUGAUGGGGAGAAGAGCAAACUCCCUUUGAACCAUUUUUUGUUAUAAAACCUUGCCUGAUGCCUGCUCAUUGUGUCACUUGGGACAAGCCCCUUCUUGAGCCCUGGAUGGAAUAGAGGUCUGCACAGCUCUGCCCAGCCCAACAGGGCUGCUGGGAGGGAAAGGAUGGUAACUGGUUGAGGUGCUCUCCCCUAAGUACAGGGGCUCUGGAGCAGGACUCCCAGCCUUUCCCCAUGCACAUCCCCACAGAGUUCCCCGGUGGCUGCACAACCCCGCAGCUGAGGAGCAAGUCACUGUUUGCUAGGGCACGAAAACGUAGCACUGAGUCAGACGAGAGAAGCGCUAACGCUGCGAGCCUGCCUCGCUCUCCCUCUAGUGACGGCUGGCUGCGUGCUGCUCCUGGCGUCAGGAGCUGGGCGCUCUCCAAGUGUGAAUCGCACAGCCGUGUGUGCUCAAACACUUCA